Antechinus flavipes (yellow-footed antechinus) is the source of this 1734-nucleotide messenger RNA. It is a transcript of the gene C1H12orf76, whose product is annotated as chromosome 1 C12orf76 homolog. The transcript has 2 exons. The record is from RefSeq and is a predicted model, not a curated record. Bases 98 to 352 code for a protein of 84 amino acids. Lineage: Eukaryota; Metazoa; Chordata; Mammalia; Dasyuromorphia; Dasyuridae.
GGGGUAGCCCUCCCUGCGAGCUGGGGGUGUGGCCUCGGCGCUGGGCGGAAGUCCUGCCUCCAGGCUCCCGCAGCGGCGCGCGCUGGAAACCGAGGAGAUGCGACUGAGGCAGGCGGAGGGUCUCUGGCCGCGAGGGCGGCGGUGGCUGCUGCUCCUCGUCUUCGGGAUGGGCGGACUCCUACCGGGGCUGACGGAGGCCCCGAGCCCCGCCGGGACGCCUCCGGAGCGAGCCCGGCCUUACGCCGUUUUGCGCGGGCAGAACCUAGUGCUUAUGGGAAGCAUCUUCAGUAUCCUGUUGGUCACUAUGAUACUUAUGGCCAUUUGCGUCUACAAGCCCCUUCGACGUCGCUAACUGGAGAGCAAGUGAAUUCUGCAGACUCUUUUUGGGAACAUGAGAAGCUGGUCCAUGGGGUGCUACUGGAGCAGCUGGGAUCAUAACCCGAGUACUUGAAACCCACACAUCCUCUGAGGACCAGACAAAAGGACUGUACAGCAAGAGCUUCCACCUAUAAUCAAAUGAUUUAGAGAAACCAACUGCUAACAAGUAUUUUUUCCUCACACUGUAUAUAAAUAAUCAGACACUUAGAGAUUUUUGCUUUUGGUGUGAUUAACAGAAGACAGACCUGAAUCAUCAAGGUGUCCUUUUUUUUUUAAAAGCAAGUUUACUUUGGGUAAUAUCUGUAAAAGCCCUCUUGGAAGAGAUUAUUAUUAAUGUUCGUAGAUAUUCAUAAGAAUUUAAACUUUCUUAGGAUUCAUGUUCUGUUCAAUGAAAAUGAAAAAUGAGAACAGAUUCCUUUUUAAGCAAAGCUCAUGGUUGACCUAGUAAAACUAUGAGUGCAGAGCUUUUUUCAGGGAGCUGGUAAAACUGCGUACUUCUCUAUGCAUCAGCUUCUUGGUCCCCGACUUUGCACUUAAAAGCAGUUUCAUAAUAUGUCUAGAAAGCACUUGUGUUUAACUGGAAAGGUUAAGUGUGUUUUUGUAGGUGCUUGUCUUUGUCUUAAAGCAUUGAGACACACUUAAUAGCUAUCUGAAAAGGUCAAGAUUUAAAAGUCCCACUAGAAAAUAAGUUGUUGAGAUAGGCACUGUGAUGAUGCUCUGAAAUGAAGUAAAGCAUUUCACAUCUGGAAAGUUUUAUCUUAAAAUGGCCAUCAAGCUUUAAGCUAAAUGUAAAAUCUAAAGCUAGAGACUCAUUACGAACUGUGCCCAAAUCCCACAGAGUUCUUUUAAAGAAAGCUGGCGUUCCAGCGGGGGUCAGUCCUGGGGUGGAAGGGUGAAUAAAGGCUUCUCAAGGGCAGCUUUUCGGGUCCACUGUGUAUAGUGGAUGUGAGUGUUUACACAAACUAAAUCUUAACUCAUUGUAAAUGCUGCUAAUUAUUUUGCACUGUUAAGAAUGAACUGGAAGGUUUUUUGUUUCCUGUUUUUCAAGUAGGACAAUUCUUAUAAAUACAAAAGUAUCAUUAGUAUUUAUUUUAGAAGUACUAGAUUUAGUUGUUUUGAUUUGUCAAAAUGUUUACUUUCUGUUCUAUUCAAAUUAUAACACUGGCUUUUUGUAACCAGGGUCUGCUGUAAUGAUCUCUCAAUGUGUAUUCCCACACAUACAUUUGUACAUUAAGAUUUAGUAAUGUAUCACCUGAUGUUUUUUGCUUUGUUAUCCAUAAUAGAGAUCCAUUUAGUUGGCCAAUUUUAUGUUUUCAAGCAAAAUAGGAAUUAAACUGAAAUCCUACUUAUACUUAA